CUCGUCUUUCGCUUCACUGCCUUUGGACGACCUAUCCACAACAUGAAAAAAUUUGAAGAAGGCAUCUUUAGCGAUCUACGCAACCUCAAGCCCGGUCUCGAUGCCAUUCUAGAAGAACCCAAAUCUUCCUUUCUCGACUUUCUGUUCAAACACCAAUGCAUCCGUACCCAAAAGAAACAAAAGGUCUUUUUCUGGCGUUCCGUCCCUCACGAUCGUCUCUUUUUAGACGCCCUCGAACGCGAUUUGAAAAGAGAAAAACUCCAAUUGGACCCUACCUCCAAAGCCGUGGCAGAACCCGCCCUCUCCAUGACCUUGGAC
Molecule: messenger RNA, 318 nt
Organism: Mycotypha africana
Lineage: Eukaryota; Fungi; Mucoromycota; Mucoromycetes; Mucorales; Mycotyphaceae
Product: STE like transcription factor-domain-containing protein
Exons: 1
Biological process (GO): sexual reproduction; regulation of DNA-templated transcription
Cellular component (GO): Ste12p-Dig1p-Dig2p complex; nucleus; Tec1p-Ste12p-Dig1p complex
Molecular function (GO): DNA-binding transcription factor activity
Source: RefSeq, a predicted model, not a curated record